Mercenaria mercenaria is the source of this 2827-nucleotide messenger RNA. Its product is annotated as solute carrier family 28 member 3-like. The coding region runs from base 99 to 1958 and encodes 619 amino acids. NCBI's taxonomy places the organism in Eukaryota, Metazoa, Mollusca, Bivalvia, Venerida, Veneridae. The record is from RefSeq and is a predicted model, not a curated record. Gene Ontology annotation, biological process: nucleoside transmembrane transport. Gene Ontology annotation, cellular component: membrane. The transcript is spliced from 11 exons. Gene Ontology annotation, molecular function: nucleoside:sodium symporter activity.
AAAACUUAUCUUUGCAUAUGCAUACAUAACGUAUUACUAACAGCCGCAGCAUUUACUAAAUCGUGACCUAGUAAAAUAAGCAGUGUUGUGCACAUAAAAUGGAGCUUAUUACAGUCAAAACGGAGGUUCCGUCCGUGGCAGCUAAAAUUGACCAUGACGGGCAAUUGUCAGACAUACACCUUCCUGACCACAUCAACGAUGGUGUUAAUAAAACUCAGCUGAAAUUUGCCGAUACAAAUAACUCAGUGAUUAAAAUAGCACGCAAAACAAAGACAUGUGUGGAUGAUAACUUUGACAGGAUUGUUUUGUUUGGAAAAGUUUUGUUGUUCCUGGGAUACUUUGUGUAUUUUGGGUUCGCAUUAUCUUAUCACAUAGGAGAUGAAGGCUCCUGGAGGCUUAUCGGAUGUACGAUUCUAGGGGUUUGGAUAAUCUCCUGGAGUUUGCUGAAGAAGACACAAUGUUACUCUUGCUGGUCUUCCAUUGUUGAGAACUUCUUUGAUAAAUAUUCAAAGGGGAAGAGCAGUUUGAUAUUGAGAUGGUUCUUGUACGUGGCCAUGACAGUGUUUAUGGUUGUAUAUGUGAUUAUGUUUGUGGCAAUGGAGACACCAGGAAAUCUGAGGUCGUUGAUAGGGCUAUUCGGAUUCCCAUUUUUAAUGUUCCUGUAUUCAAACAACAAACGUAAGGUAAACUGGCAUACAGUUUACUGGGCUAUGGCACUGCAGUUUAUCAUGGCAUUGUUGAUAUUGAAGACAAGUUGGGGAGCAUCUAUUAUACGCUGGUGCGGGGACAGACUCGAGUCUUUCAUUGGUAACGGAGAGGCCGGAAGUAUUUUCAUAUUUGGGGAAAAAUAUAAGGAUCAUCCGCUUGCGUUUGGUUCAACGGUCCAAGCUUUCGUUCUCAUCGUCGGCAUGUCGGUUUUGACAUAUCUCGGCGUCAUCAAGUACGUUGUUGAAACUGUAGGACGGGCACUUUCAUUCUGUAUUGGAACAAGCCCAUCGGAGGGGAUCAACGCUGUUGGAAAUAUAUUCUUACAUGUGCCAGAAUCAGUAAUGUUAAUACAAGAGUACCUGCCAGAUAUGACGCCAUCUCAGCUGUUUGUGACGUAUGCCGGUGGUAUGGCCACUGUUGGAGGAGUAAGUCUAGUGAUCUUCAUGUCUUCUGGGGUGCCGGCGGCUCCACUGGUCGCAGCAUCUGCCAUGUCGGCGCCGGCAGCUCUUGCUACAGCUAAACUUUGCUUUCCUUCUCACGAUGAAGAAGAAGUUCCAAUACCGACGAAAGACGGUAAAGGUUUGGCAGAAAAAGCGACUUUUCUAAGGCACCCAAAAUCAUUAAUGGAUUCAAUUAUGCUUGGAAUACGUCAGAGCGUUUCGCUUGUUGUCCAGGUUGUUGCUUACGUCAUGACCUUCGUCAUCAUUUUAGAAUUUGUAAACAACACGUUGACGUGGUUCGGUGACAGGAUAGGUGUAGAAAACAUGACAAUAGAGUUCCUGUUUUCAUUUGUAUUCUACCCGUUUGCAUUUAUGAUGGGGGCAAGACCAGAAGAUUGUUUACUCAUCGGAGAGCUUCUUGGAAUACGGACCUUCAGUUUUGCAAUUGUAGCGUACCCCAAGCUAGGCCCUAUCAUGCUGAAUGGUUUGGCUUAUCGUUCCUACAUUGGCGACAGUGUAAACAAUACAUGGACUCACGCUGGUGACGACAUCGUUUUGGACAACCUGAAUCAGACACUAGUGGGUGGAGUGAUCGAUCAAAGAUCGGAAAUAAUUGCUACCUACGCAUUGUGUGGCUCAGCCUCGUUUGCGAUUAUGGGUUUGACCAUCGGUUGCUUUGAAGUGAUAGUACCAAACAGAAAAGGGGAGAUAACUGAAAAUAUUUUCAGAUCAAUGGUUGCUGGAACUGUAGCAAGUUAUCUCACAGCUAGUUUUGCAGGAUUACUGUACGAUGAUGCAGUGGUGACAUAGUGGUGAAAAUCGCUACUAAAGACUCUUCAAAGCAUACCGCUGAAUGAUGAAAAUCUGGACAUUCUUUUUUUGUUCUUUUUUUUUUCGAUAUUUUCUAACAUAUGCAUGUAAUAUCUUGGAUUACGUAAUUACUUUUAUAAAACCUUAUAAAUUGAAUAUUUGAAUUUAUACAGGCUGUCUUCUUCACACCCUAUAACGUGAUAGCGCGACACCGGAGUUUGUUGUCGAUUAGAAGUUAGUAUUUUCAAUUUUUUCUUUACACAAUGUGAAUCAAUGAAAAGCAGACUCAUACCAGGUUUCGAGGAUAGAAAGAGGCAACUAAAGGAAUGUUUUCUGAAUUAAAAAGACCACCAAAUAAUCAUACAGAUGGCUAAUCCAUGGCCAGAUUUUCGUUGUUUUAGAUAUUGAACCGCGGAUUUUUUCUCAUUUCUGAAGCAACAAGCUUGGCAUUACCCUCAAUAGAAAGCCAAACAUUCUCUCUCUUUGUCUGCCAAAUAUCCCGGCGAAAUCUUCAUUGCUUGCGAAAAUACGAGGUGUUAAAGUCGGAUGGGUAGACCAAAAAUGUUCUGGCUGACACCAAAUACUUCCCAGGGAAGGUUCUUACUGACACCAACUUUUGAAGAUUAGAUGUUCUGUCUGACACCAGCAUUUGAUCAUACUUUUGUUUGCCUUUAUUUCGCUCGGUUUGCAGUAUUUUAUCGAAUUUGCGCAUGUUUUCGGGUAUAACGGAUCGUUAAAUUCAUUUUUCUGAUAAGGGUUUAGGUUAUAGUGUAGAAAUUCACCGUAAUUCGGUCGAAAAUGUGCCUUCGUGGUGUUGUUGAAAGUAGUAUACAUAAAAAAUACUUACUUUUUUAUUUUUGGCACUUUUG